AUGUUGUCCAGGCGGGUGUUGACACGAGAAAUCGCAGAGGCAGAUUCUUCGUUGUAUGUUAUCAAGCGAGAUGGCAGGCGUGAAAAAAUAUAUUGUGACAAGAUUACGAAACGCAUCACGCGUCUUUGCGAGGGUCUUCAUACCGAUUUCAUUGAUGUGGAGUAUGUCACAUCCCGUGUAGUGACUGGCUUGUACGCCGGGGUACCUACUUCUGAGUUGGAUGCUCUUGCGGCCGAGGUGUGUGCAAGUAUGACCACAAAGCAUUACGACUACGGGACUCUUGCUGCUCGCAUCUUCGCAUCGAACUUACAUAAGGAAACGCGACGCACGUUCUCUGAGGUCAUUGAAGACCUGUACAAUCAUGUCAAUCCUAAAACUAAGAUGCAAACACCUAUGGUCUCUGAGGAGCUUGUUUCUAUUGUCAGGAAAAACCGUGAUCUCAUUAAUUCAACUAUUGAUGACCAAAGGGAUUUCGAUUUCAACUAUUUUGGGUUAAAGACACUUGAAAGGUCCUAUCUACUUCGCAAGAAUGGAAAAGUUUGGGAGAGGCCGCAACACAUGUUUAUGCGGGUUUCAAUUGGCAUACAUGGUGAUGAUCUUGAUGCCGCUUUCGAGACUUAUCACUUGAUGUCUGAAAAGUGGUUUACCCACGCGUCGCCCACGCUUUUUAAUUCUGGUACGCCCGUUCCCCAGAUGUCUAGCUGUUUUUUGCUCACAAUGAAGGACGAUAGCAUCGAGGGCAUUUAUGACACUUUGAAACAAUGUGCUCUUAUCUCAAAAAACGCUGGAGGGAUUGGUCUUAAUGUUCAUUGUAUACGGAGCAAGGGUACUUUUAUUGCUGGCACCAAUGGGGAAUCCAACGGCCUUGUUCCGAUGCUCCGGGUAUACAACAGCACGGCCCGAUAUGUCGAUCAAGGGGGUAACAAGCGUCCUGGCGCCUUCGCGAUCUACUUAGAGCCAUGGCAUCCUGAUGUCUUGAAUUUCCUGGAACUGCGCAAAAACACUGGGGCCGAGGAGACUCGUGCGCGGGAUUUGUUCAUCGCUCUCUGGAUUCCUGACCUGUUCAUGAAGCGAGUUGAGUCCAAUGCCAUGUGGACAUUGAUGGAUCCACACGAAUGCCCGGGACUUGCUGACUGUUGGGGCGACGAGUUUGUGGCUCUCUAUACCAAGUAUGAGUCAGAUGGUCGGGGUCGCCGAAGCGUGCCUGCUCAGGAAUUAUGGCACGCUAUCAUUGAGAAUCAGACAGAGACUGGCAACCCCUUCAUGCUUUACAAGGACGCUUGUAAUCGGAAAUCAAAUCACCAACACCUUGGCACCAUCAAGUGCUCAAAUCUCUGCACAGAAAUCGUCGAAUAUAGUUCCCCUGAUGAAGUUGCUGUGUGCAAUCUAGCCUCAAUCUCGCUUCCUCGUUUCGUUGACCCUGUUUCAAGGUCGUUUGAUUUUGUAAAAUUGCAACAAGUAACUGAAGUUGUCACCAGGAACCUAAACAAGGUCAUCGACAGGAACUUCUACCCCAUCAAAGAAGCGGAGCUAUCUAAUAUGCGCCAUCGCCCAAUAGGUCUCGGUGUCCAAGGGCUUAAUGACGCAUUCAUCCUAAUGCGCUAUCCCUUCGACAGCCCGGAAGCGGCUAAUCUGAACAAACGCAUCUUCGAAACAAUAUAUUUUUCUGCGCUUAAUGCUUCCUGCAAACUUGCUGAGCAAUACGGUCCUUUUGAAUCCUACGAAGGAUGUCCAGUAAGCAAGGGCGUCCUUCAGCCUGAUAUGUGGGGCGUCAACACCGAUGAACUGUCCGAAAUUUCUGGACUAGACUGGUCGGGUCUCCGUCAACGCAUUGCUCGGUUUGGUGUUCGUAACAGUCUGCUCGUAGCUCCUAUGCCAACAGCGUCAACCGCACAAAUCCUUGGGAAUACCGAGUCGACUGAGCCGGUGACUAGCAACGUGUUUACUCGCCGUGUUCUUUCAGGUGACUUUCAAGUUGUUAACACCUACAUGCUUCGCGAUCUAAUCGAUCUUGGUAUCUGGUCGGACGAUCUCAAAGCGGCGAUUGUUGCCAAUCAAGGCUCCAUCCAGCACAUUGAGGGCAUUCCGGACAACCUCAAGGCCCUCUACAAAACAGUAUGGGAGAUACCUCAAAAGAAGAUAAUAGAUUUAGCCGCCGAGCGGGCUCCGUUUAUCGAUCAGAGCCAGUCCCUCAACCUAUAUAUGAAAGAACCUAACUAUGGCAAAAUCACCAGUAUGCAUUUCUACGCGUGGAAGCAGGGUCUCAAAACUGGCAUGUACUACCUGCGCACCAGGCCCGCUGCUGAUCCCAUCAAAUUCACAAUUAACAACAAGGAAGUAGAUAUCAUUCUCGCCAACGGUUUCCGCCAAUCUAUCUCUACCGUUUUUGCUGCCGAUAAGGAAAAUCGCAGUACCGAGGCUACCUUUCCGGAGAAGCUUGCUCAGAAGACAUAUAAAAAGAACCUGGAAGCUAUUUCAUGCUCCUUAAGUAAUCCUGAUGCUUGUGCUAGCUGCUCAGGUUAA
Molecule: messenger RNA, 2523 nt
Organism: Mesocestoides corti
Lineage: Eukaryota; Metazoa; Platyhelminthes; Cestoda; Cyclophyllidea; Mesocestoididae
Source: the annotation of a GenBank genome assembly